ACAAUACGUUACGUCUACGUCAACGACCACCACUAGGUUCAAUAUGGCGGAAGAGAGAGCUCUUUUGGACGACAUUGAACCACCACCCGUGUACGUGCAAUCCACAGCAGGAAAGCAAUCAUUUUUGUCUGAUGUUGAACCACCAAAAUACGACGGUCACAGCGUCGCUCCUGGAAGUCAGCAUCUUGGAGCAAGCUUCGACCGACCGUUUCCUUCAAUGCAUGGACCCAUUCACCAGUGGCCGGGACUCAUUGACAAGAUGCCGGCACUCCAGGUGCCAUCAUCUCAGGUGCCACCACCCGAGAUGCCACCAUCUCAGAUGCCACCACCCGAGAUGCCACCACCCGAGAUGCCACCUUACAUUUCUACCCAACAAAGUGCUACAUCCACAGUUGUUGUGCAGCAACCUUACCCAGAUCAUGUUGGUAUGGGUGGGUACCCUAGUGAGAUCAAGGAUUAUUACUGCCUUUCUCUCUUCACUUUAUUAGCGUUUUGUUGGCCAAUUGGUCUGGCUGCUCUGUCAGCAUCUCGAAGAGCCCGUGACUGCCUGCUCUUGGGAGACAUACAUGGAGCCAAGAAGGCAUCAACUCGAGCUCUUAAACUUAACAUUGCUGGUAUUGUGAUUGGAAUUGUGAUGAUUGGCAUCAUCAUUGGCGGGCUUGUUGUAAUAAUAAUCACGGAGUUUUAAUGGUGUCAGUGACAUUUCCUUGCCUUACUUGCUGAUGUUAUUAUGACUCUCAUAAGCUAAAUGUUAUAGAUUUGGUAGAUAAAUAACUUUAUGAUUACUUACUGGCUGCUGACUUUGCGUAGCAUAGUUUGGUAGGUACUUUGGUAGAUGUGGUAGCUUUGUGACUUACAUUCAUAUUUCUGAAUCUGAUGUUGUGUUAGAA
Molecule: messenger RNA, 890 nt
Organism: Corticium candelabrum
Lineage: Eukaryota; Metazoa; Porifera; Homoscleromorpha; Homosclerophorida; Plakinidae
Exons: 4
Coding region: 44-688 (214 amino acids)
Cellular component (GO): membrane
Source: RefSeq, a predicted model, not a curated record